UAGUGGGAUUGUGACUGGGGCAGCAGGUGCUGAGUGGGGGACUCUUGUUGUUCUAGAUGCCGGUGACCUUUGAGGAGGUGGCUGUGUAUUUCAUCCAGGGGCAGGGGACUCUCCUGGACCCCGCUCAGAGAGCCCUCUACAGGGACGUCAUGCAGGAGAACUACGAGACGGUGAACUCGCUGGCAGGUGAAGGGAUGGUGAGUGAGAAUGAAGAGGAGAAUCUCCAGUAGGGAACUCCUAAGCAAGUGGAGCUGCAUGGGACGUUAUCAGGAAGAUCUAAAUGGAACGGUUCCUGGAGCAUUGACCAGGGAACAUCCCAUAAGAGUCAUUGCAGGUCAGAGAGACAUCAGAGAAACCAAUUGUGAAAGGAAGUAAUUAAAUCCCUUAUUUGUGGGGAAAAGUGCAAAGACCUCAAGGAAACCACAGCCCGGCAGAGAAUCCACACACACGAGUGGAAAAAACCACAUGCACAACGCACAGCAAAAGCUUCAGUUCAGUGUGGAAAAAGAUUUAGUGACAACUCGCACCUUAUGGGACAUCAAAGGAUUCACAGAGGAGAGACCCUAUAAAUGCACUGACUCUGGGAGUUAGUUUAGCGACAGAAGCAUACUUUAUUAUGCAUCAGAGAACCCCCACAAAGGAGAGAAGCCCUACAAAUGACUUUACUGUGAGACACUUUUUUUCAGAUCUCACAUCUUAUUUCACAUCACAGAAUCCACACAGGAGAUAAACCAUAUAGGCCUGUGGGAAAAAUUUCAGUCGGAGAUCAAACCUAGUUUGAUAUCAGAGAGUCCAUACAGGAGAGACACCCUAUAAAUGCACUGAGUGUGGGAAGGAAUUUAGUGAUAAAAUCAUGCCUUAUGGGACAUCUGAGAACCCACACAGGAGAUAAACCCUAUAAAUACCUUGACAGUGGGAAAAGCUUUAGUGACAACUCACAACUUAUUACACAUCAAAGCGCACACAUGGGUGAGAGUCCCUAUAAAUGCCUUGACUGUGGGAAAAUAUUCCUUCAAAGCUACAAUCUUCUCGUGCACCAGCGAAUCCAUACAGGGGAAACGCCCUAUAAAUGCCCCGAUUGUGGGAAAGGCUUCAAUCGAAGUGCAAACCUUACUAGACACCAGAGAAUCCACAUAGGAGGAAAAGUGCGUACCAGCCUCGACUCUGGGGAAAAGGUUAGUGAUAAUUCACAACUUACUACACAUCACAGAAGCCACACAGGAGUGAAACCCUAUGUAUGCAAGGACUGUGGGAACAGUUUCAUUCAGAGCUCAGAUCUUAUUGUGCAUCAGAGAGUUCAUACGGGAGAAACACCCUAUAAAUGCCCCGACUGUGGGAAAAACUUCACUCGAAGUUCAACCCUUACUAGACAUCAGAGAACCCACAGAGGGGAAAAAACCCAUAAAUGCCUGGACUGUGGGAAAAGUUUCAUUCAGAGCUCAGAUCUAAUUGUGCAUCAGAGAAGUCAUACAGGAGAAACGCCCUAUAAAUGCUCUGACUGUGGGAAAUAUUUCACUCGGAGUUCCAACCUUACUCGACAUCAGAGAAUCCACACGGGAGAAAAACCCCAUACGUGCCUGGAGUGUGGGAAAAGUUUCAUUCAGAGCUCAGAUCUUCUUGCGCAUCAGAGAAUCCACGUGAGAGGGGAAAAACCAUAAAAGCCUCCACUUGUGAGCAAACGUUUAGUAACAAGUCACAUCUUACCACACACUGGAUGACCGAUGUUGGAGAAAGCCCUUAUUAAUCCCUGGAUUGUGGGAAAAGUUUCCGUCAGAGUUCAGUUCAUAUUUCACAUUAAAGGAUCCACAUGGUAGAGCGACCAUAUACAUA
This is a messenger RNA of Terrapene triunguis (Three-toed box turtle), 1830 nucleotides long. Its product is annotated as zinc finger protein 774-like. The transcript is spliced from 2 exons. Lineage: Eukaryota; Metazoa; Chordata; Testudines; Emydidae. Gene Ontology annotation, biological process: regulation of transcription by RNA polymerase II. Gene Ontology annotation, molecular function: DNA-binding transcription factor activity; RNA polymerase II cis-regulatory region sequence-specific DNA binding. The record is from RefSeq and is a predicted model, not a curated record. The coding region runs from base 861 to 1658 and encodes 265 amino acids.